ACAAAAAUAGGAAAACAUGACCAGAUUUAAUUGGAAAAGACCCGUGCCUUUCAUAUAUACGGGGCUAGUCCAACAGGCGGCAUUAGACUAGUCCAACCAGCAGUCAGGGAUGAUCAGACCGGUACACCGUCGAUGUCAAUCACAACUUGGACGCUAGGUUUGGUCCACAUCUCAAUCAACGAGUUUGAGCUCUCCGCCGGAGCCGAGGUCGACGGAGCACUGUAGCGUGAGGUUCUAGCAACUCCUCUCGCCGCCUUGCCCUUUUUCUUUCUCCCCUCGCCCUUGUCUUCCUGGACGGGGUAUACCUGGGUAGGAGCUGCACCAGUCCACUCUAGAGUUUCAUCGCCAACAACUGACUGUGGCGGGGCAUAGUGGUCGGCAAAUGCGGCACAGUGGAUUGGGAGGCGAAGCAGCGCGCUGACUGGGAGAUGAAGCGGCAUGGUAGACUAGGAGACGAGGGCUUGAGGCGAUGUGUCCAGAUAAGCAGAAAGGGUAGUUGGAGGAAUUUAAUCCUUGGGCUGGGAUACCUUUGCUAGGCUUGGUCACAUGCAUUUGUGAGAUGUGUAGCCUGAAGAGUAGCUCGCCUCAAUUAAAGUCAUGCAAAAGAGGUAACAUGCACUGCGGAGUGAAUGGCCUUAGACCGAUUCCAUUGCUCCUACCCUUAAAAUCUUCGUCCGAUGAGUCCAUUCCUCACCGCUACCUCUGCCGAAAUAUUUAGGGGGAGAGGAGAAAAAAAAUGGAAAAAAUGAGCGAUGACUCAUGACAGAGGAGAGGACGGGUUAACGAAAUCUUGAAUGAUAGUUCUGUCCAAGAAUUUAGUGUAAUUCUUCUAUUUUUUUUAGAUUUGUAGUAUUUUCAUAAGGUGAAAUAAUUAGUAUUUUCUGACACUGAUGAAAAGUUUGUAUGAAAAUUUUCCGAAUAUGGAACCUUUCUCCGGUUUCCGAACAAAUUUCCUCAAAACCAUUCUUUCUGUCCCGCACUCCCGCUUCCCCCCAGUCCAAUCCCCCAAGAACUGAUCCGCAUCUCUCGCUAGAUUCCUCCACCAAUCAUCCAUGGCCACCACCAAGCCAUUCCUCCUCCCUCCCCAACCCACCUCUCCGCCCGCGCGCCCAGGCCCCACCGAGCCCAAGCUAGCUCCGUCGCGUGCUCCGCCGCCGACGCCGACGACCGGUGGCUGGAACCCGCUCGCGGCGCUCGUCGAGGUGCCCGGGGCGCUGUGGCGUGUGGGGAGGCGGCGUUGGGCUCUUCAUGGUCACCGGCGCGGCGCUGCUCGCGCUCGCGGUGGCGUGGAUCCGUGGGUUCCAGCUGCGCUCCCGCUUCGGCAAGUACCAGGCCCCGUCUUCGAGUUCACCCAGGCCUGCGGGAUCUGCGUGGGCACGCCCGUGUGGAUACGUGGGGUCGCCGUCGGGAGCAUCGUCCGCAUCGACUCUUCCCUCCAUAGCAUCGAUGCUUACGCUGAGAAUGACAUAUUCUUUGGAUUGGGCACCGAUGCCGAGGAAAAACCUGUGUUGCCUAAACCGGGGUUGGGAAAACCUCCGAGGCCUCCUAAGAGGAAGGUGACUGAUAAGGCGGAUGAUCUAGAGAUGGAUAAGGAAAAUCCAGUGCCGGAAGUGCCACCGGAGAUCGCAUUGCCGGAGGCAGCCAUGGAGAUUGCAUCGCCGGAGACAGCCAUGGAGAUUCCAGUGCCGGAUGUGCCCAUAGAGAUUACAGUGGCAGAACUAGAGGUGGAAUUUGUGGCAUCAGUCGGGUCAGACAAAGAAGAAGUACCAGGAUUGGAAUGGGACGGUACAGAGCCAGAGAUAUUUGAAGACCCUUCUCCUACGAAAGAACCCGAGGUGCCACGAGUGCUUAGGAGCCACGACUCCAAGUCCAAAGAUGCGAACAAGGAGAAGUUCAUGCUAACCGUCUUCAGAGGGGGUAAGGAACGUGCCAAGCUCAGAGAUGACGACCCCCAGAAGGCUUCUGAGCUAGCCGGGCCAACAUACUUCGCAACCGAUGAUUGCCUGGAAAAGUACGAACAUGGGAAAACACUCUUGCCGGAAUGGGCACUGAAAGAAGCACCAUGGGAGAUGAGAAGGUUGCAUAACUUCCAUAUGGAGGCCAGCAAGAAAGGCUUGGGUAAUAUAACAGCUCGAUCACCGGCAGAUUGUUUCGGCGAAAAAGGUUACGUAUGGCUAGAUUUCUCAGAUCUCCACGCCAUAUAUCGUCGGGAUAAGAUGGACGUCAACUAUGUCGGUGUUUGGUGCAUGAUGCAAUACAUGGAUGCUAACAAGAAAAAAGAACCCAUCGGCUUCUUGGAUCCAACUCGGAUCUGCCAAACACAGCAUAUCGUUACGCUAGCACCAGGGUCAGACCAGCUGAAGGGCAAGAAUCUGAAAGAGAUAGCAGAAUACAAGAAGGGCUUGCACAAGGAGAAAUUGAUUACUGUCGCACAGUACAUUGGACGAGCCUUCUUGCACUUUCAAAAUAAGAGAGUCGUCAUGGCCGCUUAUAAUUUUAACGAUCAUUAUAUCUGUUUACUCAUCCACCCUAAAGACGGAACCGUGGUAGUCUUGGAUCCUCUCGAUUACAAUCACAAGCAAUACAAAGAAUUUCUAACAAUCUUACAGUAUGCAUACCAAUACUACAAGUUCAAGAGUGAAGAACAGACCCGAACACGGGAGAAGCUGCUAUUACGUACCUAUUGGCCGUGUCACAAGCAACCGCAAGGAACGGUCCUUUGCGGAUAUUAUGCGUGCGAAUUCCUUAUUAACGCGGAGGAUUUGCCAAGAUUAGAAUGUCGAACAAGCUUUGACGAUACAGGUAUCACAAAUGUGCAGCGUGAUCUGUGCCACUUCAUCCACCAUGAGUGCUCUCAUGUCAAAGGAGAUUUCUUCGACCCAGAGGGUGCCCUAGCGGCAAGUGACGAAUUCAAGGAUCUUUGGGAGUAGAACACUGCUAUGCCAUAAUAUAACUAAAUGACGUUAUUUGAAGUGACAAUGUAAAACAAUAUUGUAAUAUAUAUAUUUUGGCAACACUUUUGAUUUAUGCAAUAUAAGUAGAUUUCUCAGUACCAAA
This is a messenger RNA of Oryza sativa Japonica Group (Japanese rice), 3057 nucleotides long. RefSeq lists its product as uncharacterized. Gene Ontology annotation, molecular function: phospholipid binding; lipid carrier activity. Lineage: Eukaryota; Viridiplantae; Streptophyta; Magnoliopsida; Poales; Poaceae. Gene Ontology annotation, cellular component: chloroplast inner membrane. The record is from RefSeq and is a predicted model, not a curated record.